AUGAGUCUAAAAAAUGCAGAAGGAUUGACUUCGAAAACAGAAACAUCUACAGCAAUUAUUGAAUUAGCUACAAUUCCGCAAUUUAUCAGGAGCAGACGAAACAGAGCGUAUAGAUGGGAUCACAAUACCGAAGGUGACAAUGCCGACCAUCACGAUGAUCACGAUGAAGACACUUUAAAUGACGAAGAGAACGGUCGGACAAAAGCGAUAGAUCGUCCUAAGACUGAUUACUGGGUCGGUUAUUAUGAUUUUUUGAUAAACGAAGGAAGCUACAAAUUCUGGGCCGUCUUUCAGCUCGCGACCGCAGCUCUUUUGGUCUACAGCGCUUUCGCGGCUCUCUAUUAUGCCAAAGUGAAUCCACAGACCACGGAUGAUUAUUUCGACGAUCUACUCCGCCGACGACGACGAAGAAGACGCCGCUCCCUUCCGCUCGUAGCCCAAGAUAGACCCUUCGCCGGACUCGACACCGUCACGUUCCAAAGGAUAAUUGAGGCUGUUGAACGAGCACGUUGA
Molecule: messenger RNA, 513 nt
Organism: Acromyrmex echinatior (Panamanian leafcutter ant)
Lineage: Eukaryota; Metazoa; Arthropoda; Insecta; Hymenoptera; Formicidae
Source: RefSeq, a predicted model, not a curated record